AUGGGCAACAAAGCAAUUGGAGCAUGCACAAUGCCUACACCAGGUGGUACAAAAAAGAGGAUCAUUUCUGCUUUCAGCAAGGAUGCACCCAUGUUUGUUUUUAGUGUCAGUGAGAAGGAUUACAAGCCUGACCUUGACAUUGUCUCCAAUGCAAGCUACAUUACCAAUUUCUUUGCUCAAUUGGCUAAAUUUGAUUAUGGAUGUGAUUUGAUAAUUGUAUCUAUACAGACCUACAUGUUUAAGUAUGACAGUGUUCAUGAUCAAUGGAAGCAUCAUGGGGUUAAGGUAAAAGACUCAAAGACUCUUUUCUUUGGGGAAAAGGUUACCAUUGUUUUUGGCAUCCGAAACUCUGAGGAAUUCCCAUGGGGUGAGACUAAAGCUGAGUACGUCGUAGAGUCUAUUGGUGUUUUCACUAACAAGGACAAGGCUGCUACUCACUUAAAGGGUGGUACAAAGAAGAUGAUCAUUUCUGCUCGCAAUAAAGAUGCCCCCAUGUUUGUUUUUGGUGUCAAUGAGAGGGAUUGCAAACCUGACCUUGACGUUGUCUCCAAGGCAAGCUGCACUACCAACUACCUUGCUUCAUUAGCUAAGGUAAUAAUGAUUCCUCUUUUAUUUGUUUGAAGCAUUAGGCUAAUACUUUUAUCUUCAAG
Durio zibethinus is the source of this 650-nucleotide messenger RNA. NCBI's taxonomy places the organism in Eukaryota, Viridiplantae, Streptophyta, Magnoliopsida, Malvales, Malvaceae. The record is from RefSeq and is a predicted model, not a curated record.